Messenger RNA from Paramuricea clavata, 759 nucleotides. The record is from the annotation of a GenBank genome assembly. NCBI's taxonomy places the organism in Eukaryota, Metazoa, Cnidaria, Anthozoa, Malacalcyonacea, Plexauridae.
AUGGCUGAAGCAUGUAUUGGUACGGCGAACAAAAAUACCAAAGAUCAAGGAAAAUCUGAAGAAAUGAUCGAUAUGAAUACCUCUACAUUAAGUGUAGAAGUCGAAAAUACUACAUCAGAUGAGCCGGAAGUAGCCAUUGAAAAUUCAUGCGAUGGAAAGACGUUCUUUAAAGUCCUCUGUGUUGGUGAUUUUUCUGGAGCUUGGAGUAAAGGGGUUUAUAUAGAAGAUUACGUGUCGAAUGAUGAAACAAUUUGCCAACAUCCUUAUAACCGACCCAUAAUUGGGGUAGAUUUCCGUGUCAAAUGUUUGUACGACAAGCGGGGCAAAAAGAUUCGAAUUGAAAUAUGGAAUUUAGCCGAGCACGAGAGAUUCUUCCCUACCAAUAAACUUCAAUAUGGAAAUUCCGACGGCGCCAUUGUCUUUUGGGGCCCGAAGAGCCACACUAUGGAGUGUGCCUUAAAAUAUAAACACGAAAUCACGCAAAUAAAACCAGACAUACCAUUCGUUUUGCUUGUCGAUAAUGUAUUCCAGACGCCAGAAAAGUGGAUGGGUGAGGGCUUGAUAAUGAAUUCCCCAGAUGAAAUGGACAGCUUCUGUCUCGAGCAUGGAUUUUUCGCGUGGUUCGAGAUGCUAGAACGUACUGGCGGGGAGAAGAGUGUUUUUGGGCAAGCCGUGUCUACGCUAAUUAACGAAAUAAUUUCCAGGAAUAACACGGUAGCAACAUCUGAAAACCAACAACGUUCAUGCAUAAUUGUGUAG